GCUGUUUAAACAAAACUAAAUAAAUAGUAAUUAUCAUUCACCGCAAAUUGCCUUCGUUUCGAUAGGAAAAGGUUAUCCAGUGUAGCGUUUGGUGUCCACCAGAACGAAUUUAAAAAUGCGUUCAGUGGCAAUGAUCGCUUAAGCAUAGCGUGUUUAACAGUCGAAUCAAGACGGGGAAUUGGAUUGUUUGAACAAUCUAGACACGACAUUUAACACCAAUGUUGGGGGAAAUCCUCAUGUGUAGAAGUCGAAGCCUUCGCCUGCAGUGUGCAUAUCGCUGGUUGGCAAACGGAGCGGUAGGGGGAGGGAGUUGUUGUGAGACAGGUUAGACAUUUUACUCCCAAUGUUGAAGUAAACAAAGAAUAGGAUUUGUAAUGCCCACCCGUGCUUUCCCCUAAAAGCAGGAACAACAGCUGCGCACCGGGACCCUUCGAAUUUCGCGAUCAAAUUAAAAUCACCAUUUCUAAAAAACAAUUUCAAACCCGUUGCGUUUGACUUUGGCAUUGUUUAGAAAGGACGAACCGGAUCGAGCCCGCGCUGCCUAGGGGAGAUGCGAUCCUGAACGCCCAGGCCACUUGGCCGUGUCCAAAUGGGUUAACGAAGGGCGUAAUAACCCGGUGUAGCGCUUCUACGCAACGGAUCCGCCUUUGUUUCGCUAUCAUUUGUGUCAACGAUACGUGACCACACACACACACGACCUAACGGCACAGGGGCGAAUGGCUCCCGAGUCGUGUUUGAGUCCAGUGUUAUGUUCUCUCCACUCCCCGCAUUGCGUGUCCUUUUUUUGCGUUGGACUCGAACAUAUUUGUUUUGAACACUUAAUGCACUAUACUCGUGAGGCACCCACAUCGUUUAAAUGUCCUCUUCAAAUGGAGGGAUUGAGCGUCGACCAGACGGUCCGGUCGGAUGCAUGCGAUUGCAGCCAACGUUUAAGCGACAUACGUGAUAAGAACGUAAUAAUUUGGAAAUAGUGCUGGGCAAUGAUCGCCGUUGAAUGUGAAUGUGUCUGCCCGGAUGAAGAAGGAAUCCCGGGCUAGUGUUUCAACUCCGCCUCUCGUGGGCGAUGCUUUAUUUUGGAAGUACAACCUUUGGUGGCUUUGUAUCGAGACGUCUAUGUGCCUAUUGGCUGUUGUGUACAGAAAUGGGGGACGAAGAAAGCAAAGGCGGACAUAAAUCCCUCCUACAAUAUCACGUGUACACCGACUCGCGGAAGUAGUGUUAUUUUUUUGCAAGAAAGAAGUAGUUAACUCGUGUAUUUGUGGCGAUGUGCCAUACAAAAACAUAGGCAACAACACUACCUACUUUUAUUUCUCUAGCAAAAUGAAGGUAUGUGUGCAUCGUUCUGAGGACGCACAAGUGUGUUUGUGUGUGUGUUGGGGGCGGGGGGGACACCUGCCCUACGUAUUUGCUACGCAGUAGUACAUAUAUUUGUUAUAUUGAUAUGGUGGAUACUUAAAUGGAACACAACACUUCAUUGUGCUGCAAAAUAUAAACUAGACCCCGAAUAAAGUAAUCCUGGCGUUAUCGCGCUUCAAGUCGAAAUGGGCGUGAUAGCAGCGCUGCAUAAAUUGCUGAUUGACAGUUCAAGACUACAAUCCGAUGUAUCCGAACCUCCUUCUUGCGGCUCAUCUAAGGUACCGACCAAUGACAUCGUAGAGUGGGCGGGGUGUAACCGAAGCUAUGGCCAAUGCUAUUAGAGAAGGGGCGGGGUUAAUUGCGGAGACCACGCCUUUCACAAGGAGCCAACCGAACGGAGAUUGUUGUCCUCUCGGGGUGAAUUUUAAUUUAGCACUUCCAAGAUUGUUAAUAUCAACUGUUAAUAUUUUACUUCUCAUAAAUCACGCUCGCGUACUCCUCCGGCGUCCCCUUUGAUGGUUUCCCAUCAGUAAGUGAACGUUACGGAAUCGUCCAACAACUUCAGCUGGCUAUUCAGGAGAGUGGUCCCUCAGCCCCCUGGAGCAUGAGUUCAUAAUGAAGCGGUGUGUGGAGGAACAGGAGACUGUGUUUGCGUCCCAGCACCAGCAGCAGCAGCAGCCGCAGCGGCGGCUCCCGGGCAGUGCGGAGGCCUUCCAGCACCGCGUGCUGGCUCCCGCCCCGGCCGUGUACGAGCCCGCACCCGACAGCAUGCAGCCCACGGCGGGCGUCCAGUACGCCGGCCCUCAGGGUUACCAGGUUCCCAACGCGGCCCAGAACAGCGCGGGCCACGGGCACACCUCCAGCCCUGCCGUCCAUGGGGGGCCAGCACACCACCAGAGCCCAGCGGUACAGGCCCACGGGCCCGCCGGGAUGCACGGCCACACCCCCGCCCCCCACGCCACCGCCCAGGGACAGCAGUUCCAGAGGCUCAAGGUGGAAGAUGCGCUGUCCUACUUGGACCAGGUCAAACUGCAGUUUGGCAACCACCCUCAAGUCUACAAUGACUUCCUGGACAUCAUGAAGGAGUUCAAGUCUCAGAGCAUCGACACCCCGGGGGUCAUCAGCCGGGUGUCGCAGCUCUUCAAGGGCCACCCGGACCUCAUCAUGGGCUUCAACACCUUCCUGCCGCCGGGCUACAAGAUCGAGGUCCAGCACAACGAGCUGGUGAACGUCACCACGCCGGGCCAGAUCCACCACAUCACCCCGCACGGCAUCACGGUCCAGAACAUCCCCAUGCCGGGGGCGCCCGCUCUGUCCCAGGCCCCGCUCCACGCCCAGCUCCUGGCCCUCGCCAACCCCGCCGCAUCGGCCGCCGCCGCCGCCACCACCACCAGCGCCCCGGUUUUGCUGGCACAGCCCUCCCCGGCCAAGAUGAGCAAGACGCAGCAGUCUCCCGUCCUGACGCCGAGCGGCCAGAGCAACCCGUCCAUCCCGGUGUACACCUCCCCGCGCUCGCCGCCCCUGCAGCUCCACCCGCCCUCCGGCGCCACGCCCGCCGGGCCGGCCGCGCAGAACAACCAGCCCGUGGAGUUCAACCACGCCAUCAACUACGUCAACAAGAUCAAGAACCGCUUCCAGGGCCAGCCCGACAUCUACAAGGCCUUCCUGGAGAUCCUGCACACGUACCAGAAGGAGCAGCGGAACGCCAAAGAGGCCGGGGGGAACUACACGCCGGCCCUGACGGAGCAGGAGGUGUACGCCCAGGUGGCCCGGCUCUUCAAGAACCAGGAGGACCUGCUGUCGGAGUUCGGCCAGUUCCUCCCCGACGCCAACAGCUCUGUGCUUUUGAGUAAAACCACGGCGGAGAAGGCGGAGUCGGUGCGGAACGACCACGGAGCCACGGCCAAGAAGCUCCAGCUCAACAACAAGCAGCGGCCCAGCCAGAACGGCUGUCCGAUCCGCCGGCACCCGGCCGCCACCACCACGCCCCCCGUGAAGCCAAAGCACAAGUUACUCAAUCUGAAAGAUUCCUCCACGGCAGAGUCAAGCAAGCAUGGAGCUGGCACAGAAUCUCUGUUCUUCGAGAAGGUCCGUAAGGCCUUGCGUAGUGCAGAGGUGUACGACAACUUCCUGCGUUGCCUGGUCCUCUUCAACCAGGAGGUGAUCUCCAGGGCUGAGCUGGUCCAGCUGGUGCUUCCCUUCCUCGGAAAAUUCCCGGAGCUGUUCAACUGGUUCAAGAACUUCCUGGGAUACCGCGAGAUGUCGUCCCACAUCGAGAGCUACCCCAAGGAGCGGGCCACAGAGGGCAUCGCCAUGGAGAUAGACUAUGCUUCCUGCAAGCGGCUGGGCUCCAGCUACCGGGCCCUUCCCGAGAGCUACACCCAGCCCAAGUGUACCGGCCGCACGCCUCUCUGCAAGGAGGUUCUGAAUGACACCUGGGUGUCCUUCCCGUCCUGGUCCGAGGACUCGACGUUCGUGAGCUCCAAGAAGACCCAGUACGAAGAGCACAUCUACCGCUGUGAGGACGAGCGCUUCGAGCUGGACGUGGUGCUGGAGACCAACCUGGCCACCAUCCGCGUGCUGGAGUUGGUGCAGCGGAGGCUGUCGCGCAUGUCCGCCGAGGAGCAGGCCAAGUACCGUCUGGACAACACCCUUGGGGGCACGUCGGAGGUGGUCCAUCGCAAGGCCAUCCAGAGGAUAUACGGGGACAAGGCCGCUGACAUCCUGGACGGCAUCAGGAAGAACCCCGCCAUGUCGGUGCCCAUCAUCCUCAAGAGGUUAAAGGUCAAGGAGGAGGAGUGGCGGGAAGCCCAGCGGGGCUUCAACAAGAUCUGGAGGGAGCAGAACGAGAAGUACUACCUCAAGUCUCUCGACCACCAGGGCAUCAACUUCAAGCAGAACGACACCAAGGUGCUGCGCUCCAAGACCCUGCUGAACGAGAUCGAGAGCAUCUACGACGAGCGGCAGGAGCAGGCGUCGGAGGAGAACGCCGGGCCCCCCACGGGCCCCCAGCUGACCCUGUCCUACGAGGACCCCCAGAUCCUGGAGGACGCCGCCGCACUCAUCAUCCACCACGUCAAGCGGCAGGUGGGCAUCCAGAAGGAGGACAAGUACAAGAUCAAGCAGGUCAUCCACCACUUCCUGCCCGACCUGCUGUUCGCCCAGCGUGGCGAGCUCUCGGACGCCGAGGAGGAAGAGGAGGACGAGGACGAGGAGGCGGACGAAGAGGAGGACGAGGAGAGGGAAGGGGAGAGGGACCCUGCGGAGGGGCCCCGGCCCAAGAAGCACAACGGCGUGGCUGCGGUGGCGGCGGCGGCCGCGGCGGUGGCGGCGGGGAGCCCGACCAAGUCCAAGCUGCUCUUCGGGGGCACGGCCGCCCAGAAGCUGCGGGCGACGGGCGAGGACGCCUACCACCUCUUCCUCGUCAACAACAACUGGUACAUCUUCCUGCGGCUGCACCAGACGCUGUGCGCCCGCCUGCUGCGGCUCUACGGCCAGGCGGAGCGGCAGAUCCAGGACGAGCUCCGGGAGAGGGACUGGGAGCACGAGGUGCUGGGCCUCAAGAGGGAGAAGAACGACAACCCGGCCGUGCAGCUGCGGCUGAAGGAGCCCAUGGACAUCGAGGUGGAGGACUACUACUCGGCGUUCCUGGAGAUGGUGCGCAACCUGCUGGACGGGAACAUGGAGGCCUCGCAGUACGAGGACUCACUCAGGGAGAUGUUCACCAUCCACGCCUACACCGCGUUCACCAUGGACAAGCUCAUCCAGAGCAUCGUCCGCCAGCUCCAGCACCUCGUGAGCGAUGACAUCUGUGUCCACGUGACGGACCUCUACCUGGCCGAGAGCACCGGCGGGGCCACGGGGGGGCCCUCGACCGCGCAGGCCGCCAGCAGCUCGGUCGAGGCCCUGUACCAGCGCAAGGCCGAGCAGCUCAUGUCCGACGAGAACUGCUUCAAGCUGACGUUCCUGCGGAACCGGGGUCCGGUCCAGCUCACCGUGGAGCUGCUGGACUCGGAGGAGGACAACUCCGAUGAACCCAUGGAUGCGGGGCGCUGGUCAGACUACGUCGGCCGCUACCUGGUCUCAGACUCGACCUCAGCGGAGCUACGGGAGCACCUGGCACAGAAGCCCGUCUUCCUGCCCAGGAACCUGAGACGGAUCAGGAAGUACCAGCAGGGGCGGGAGCAGCUGGACAAGGAGGCGGGAGACGGGGCCCGGAAGUCCCUGGACAAGGAGAAGAUGGCCUGCAUGUUCCAGCUCAACUCCUACAAGAUGGUGUACGUCUUCAAGUCGGAGGACUACAUGUACCGCCGCACGGCGCUGCUCCGCGCCCAGCAGUCACACGACCGGGUGAGCACGCGGCUGCACAACCGCUUCCAGGCGUGGGUGGACGCGUGGGCCAAGGUGAACGUGACGCCGGCCAUGGCCACGGAGACGGGGGCCUGGCUGAUGGGCGAGGACCGCGAGGAGUUCCUGCCCUGCGUCACCAGCCGCAACCCGGAGGUGCUGCACUUCAUGAACGUCAACAAGUACCGCGUCAAGUACCCCGCGCCCGGUCCGGCGCCGUAGCAGUGGCGACCGCCCCAAACUGGUGACACUAGUGUGGUGUUGUUUUUGUUUGUUUUUGGUUUUAAAAGAGGAGGGGGAAAAAAGGGGGG
Messenger RNA from Gadus chalcogrammus (walleye pollock), 6014 nucleotides. RefSeq names its product SIN3 transcription regulator family member Aa (gene sin3aa). Bases 1972 to 5925 code for a protein of 1317 amino acids. The transcript is spliced from 21 exons. The record is from RefSeq and is a predicted model, not a curated record. Gene Ontology annotation, molecular function: transcription corepressor activity. Gene Ontology annotation, cellular component: chromatin. NCBI's taxonomy places the organism in Eukaryota, Metazoa, Chordata, Actinopteri, Gadiformes, Gadidae. Gene Ontology annotation, biological process: negative regulation of transcription by RNA polymerase II.